Messenger RNA from Trichomonas vaginalis G3, 1119 nucleotides. RefSeq lists its product as uncharacterized. The record is from RefSeq and is a predicted model, not a curated record. Bases 1 to 1119 code for a protein of 372 amino acids. NCBI's taxonomy places the organism in Eukaryota, Parabasalia, Trichomonadida, Trichomonadidae. The transcript has a single exon.
AUGCAUGAUUUUGGAAACGCCAAACAAAAUAAUGAAAUUGAAGCUGACAUUGAGCCCUUACAUAAUUAUUCGGCUCAAAAUAUGCAAGAUAAUAGUUUUGCAUUCCAAAGAAAUCCUCAGCAAUCAAAUGAUUACAUUUUGCCUGAAGUUGAAGUCGAUACUUCAGGUAUCAAGUCUUAUCAAGAUAGAAAUAUGAAUAAGAAAAGGAAGAAACACAAGAGUAGAAAGUCAUACAGCCAAGAUGAACCAACAGAUCCAUUUGCCCAAUCAAUUCUCACUCAUAAUACAUCCGCAAAUGCCUUAAUCCCUCCAGAUUAUAACGAAGAACCUGUCUUAAACUCAAUUGAUUACAAUGAAGACCAAGGUUUUCAAAUUAAUAACGAUCAGCCAGAUAUUAAUCAAAUUCUUCCACCAAUACAACCUAACUACAAUUAUAAUAAGUAUGAACAAGCCUAUGAUUCAGGUGAUGUGUCUCAAUCCGAUGUAUCAGUAUCAUUAUCUCAAUUCCUUGAUGAUUUCUCUAUUUCGACAUCAGAUGCAUCAAGGCAGAUAAAUGCUAUGGCCGAAGAUAUUGAAUCGAUUAAUGAAUCUGUUGCAGAACAAAUGAUGAACGAAUUAGUUGAAAAAAUCGACCGUAAAGAGACACAAAUUGAUUUCAAGGAUGACUUCUUGGGUAUUCCAAAAGCAGGUCCUCUCGCGAACGAUUCUGAUGAUGUUAGAGAAGAUAAACAUUAUGAGAUGACUCUCUUCCCUAAAAGUAGAUUCCUUGAGGACACAGGACCUAAGAACUUCAAAACCAAGCACGUUCAUAAGAAUACUCAAGAAAUUAGAACAGAUAAAGAUUUUUUCGAAGAUCAAGACGCAGCAAUAUUCCCCCAGUACAAUAUUCUUCAGAGAGGAGUAUACGAUGAUGAUCCUAUGGAUGAAUCCGAAUAUGAAGAAGAUUUUGAGCCAAAAUAUGUUAUAUCAAGAUAUUUGCAAGAUACUGAUCAAGAACUGAAGAAGAGAAGAGCCGAAAGACGUAAAGAACACCAUAAGCGAUUUAUUUCUCGAAAACGAUUCAAUCCUUUAAUCCUUCCGAAUUUUGAAGUUAUACGUCGCAAGAAGACAUCCAAAUAA